GAGGAGGGAGAGAGCGAGAGAGAGCGCAAGCAAGCAUGUGUGGCUACGUCUUCGCACCGACUGCCUGAUAGCGCUAGUUCUACACUACAGUUCAUGAUCGCUCAGUCCCGAUAGGACUGAACCGCUAGAUUGAGAAUGCCCAGUGCAAAAACUCAGCGGAGAAUGUAGGAGUGUAACGGACCUGCUACUCCAAGCCGUGCAUUUCUGUUUGUGAUUCCUGCACUCAGCAUUUGUACACCUUUCGGUUCACUGAUCACUUUUUCCCCCGUUUCCUUUUUUUGGGUGGCACCACCAACAAUUAUCACAGCGCACGGAUAUCGCACUUGAGAUGCUGCAAUGUCCCGGGGAUUGUUCUCACGUGUUAACUUCUGGUGGAUUAUUCUGGUAGUGUCUCUGACGAUAGACACCCAGCGUGUAAAAUGCCACAGCUGUCAUGAAGUUAAAACGGCCUUCCAGGUGCGACAGAUUGGACCGCUGAAGUGGGUACCUGAAAUACCUGGAACAGAUGUAGACCUGCUGAUCUGUAAACACCAGGGCCCUUCCUGCUGCACCCGUAAGAUGGAGGAGAGCUACCAGGUGGCGGUGCGGAGGGAGACGCUGCAGAACAUCCGCUCCUACAGCUUUGAGCUCAACUACCUGCUGCUGGGUCAUGCCACGGCCUUCCAAGAUACGUUCCAGUCCCUGAUGACCUUCUCCAUGACCCACAUCAGUUCGCUGUUUGAGAGCACCUACCCCAGCCUGUCCCUGGACGCCAGCCCCCUGGUCACGCAGCUCUUCUCGCAGCUCUCGCUCUACGUGCGCGGGGGCAACGCCUCCGUGGAGGCGUCCGUGCACCGCUUCUUCGACGACCUCUUCCCGCUCGUGUACAGCCGCCUCGUGAACCCUGGUGAUGUCGCCGCCACCGCCGGCAUGGGCCUCGCCGGCGACCGUCUCGACUGCCUGCGCAUGACGCGGCAGGACGUCAACCCGUUCGGUGGGCACCCGAAGGCACUGGCGCGCGAGCUGGGGGCGGCGUUGCGUGCGGCGCGGGCGCUGACGCAGGCGCUGGGGCUGGGCAUGGAGCUGAUGAACGCCACGGACGCCGCCGUGUUGACGCGCGACUGCUCGCGGGCGCUGGUGCGCAUGCAGUACUGCGCGCACUGCCGCGGCCUCACGCUCAUCAAGCCGUGUCCCGGGUACUGCCUCAACGUGCUGCGCGGCUGCCUGGCCAGCCUGACGGAACUCAACGCGCCGUGGCGACGCCACGUGGCGCUGCUGGAGGAUCUGACGCACGCGGUGGCCGGGCAGCACAGCCUGGAGCUGGCCCUGCUGGGGGUGGAGGGGAAGGUGAAGGAGGCCAUACUGUACGCACUGCUGCACGGCCCCAGGCUCGCCGCCACGGUGGACAAAGUCUGUGGCACAUCCACGGUUGAGGCCCCCAGCUCCCACACGCCAACGGAAGGACACGCGUCCACGCCAACCGCCACAGGCACAGGCACAGGCACAGGCACGGCCACAUCCCCGCCAGCAUCAACGCCCUUCUCAGAGAGUCCAGAAGUGGAAAUGCGUGGGAGGCUGGCAGAGUUGAGGAGCUCCCUACCUCUGAAAUCUUCCAAGAGCGAUAAACCUAAAAGUCUGAAAAAGAUAUCUAGGGAGUUUGUGGGCUACAUCCCCCGCUACAAGACCUUCUUUGGGGCGCUGCCGGAGAUGCUGUGCGAGGGGGAGAUGGGCAUGGAGUUCAAGUGCUGGAGCGGGGACGACGUGGUGGAAAGUUACACUAAGAAGGUGGUGGGCAAUGGAGUGCAUGCGCAGCGUCAGAACCCGGAGCUGAAGGUGCGAGGCGUCGACCCCGGCCUGAUGGAGGUCAAGGAGAAGCUGGAACACUUUAGUGAGGAGAUCGAGGAGAGCAUGCCUGGGCUGGGCCACCGGGAGCCCUGGGUGGAGGCAGGCAGCGGGAGCGUACCUGAGGGCAGCGCAGAGUGUGAUGACGAGGACGGAUGCCAAGGGUCUGGAGACGGCCCAGGCCAUGUUGAGACUCCUGAUGUGUCUAAGGAGGUGGUGAAGCAGGGUGCGGCGCCUCCCUCCCCUAAGCGUCCUCCUGUGGGGCCGGUGACGGGCCGUAGCGGGGCCUCCACAGCCUCCUGCUCGCCUCCUCUGCUCCUCCUGCUGCUGCUCCUCUCCACGCUCCUCAUGGCACCUCCUCGGUGGACUCUGCUUUAACACACACACACACACACACACACACACACACACACACACACACACACACACACUCACACUCAC
Molecule: messenger RNA, 2262 nt
Organism: Engraulis encrasicolus (European anchovy)
Lineage: Eukaryota; Metazoa; Chordata; Actinopteri; Clupeiformes; Engraulidae
Gene: gpc5c
Product: glypican 5c
Exons: 9
Coding region: 337-2199 (620 amino acids)
Biological process (GO): cell migration; positive regulation of canonical Wnt signaling pathway; regulation of protein localization to membrane
Cellular component (GO): extracellular region; plasma membrane; cell surface
Source: RefSeq, a predicted model, not a curated record